Molecule: messenger RNA, 973 nt
Organism: Pleuronectes platessa (European plaice)
Lineage: Eukaryota; Metazoa; Chordata; Actinopteri; Pleuronectiformes; Pleuronectidae
Product: nuclear receptor subfamily 5 group A member 2
Biological process (GO): hormone-mediated signaling pathway; regulation of transcription by RNA polymerase II; tissue development
Cellular component (GO): RNA polymerase II transcription regulator complex
Molecular function (GO): zinc ion binding; RNA polymerase II cis-regulatory region sequence-specific DNA binding; nuclear receptor activity
Source: RefSeq, a predicted model, not a curated record
GGAGGAGGAGGAGAGGUCUCCACAUCUCCAGACAGUCGGACCAACACACCGAAUCCGACUUUUACGCACGGGAGAGGGCGGCCCUGUUCUGCGCGUACUCGUCUGCAAAAGGCUGAAAGUUGCACUGACAGUCCCACUUUGAUGGUUGACGCGCUAAAACAGACUUUUGGGAGAGCUACAGGGGAACUCACCUUCGUCUUUCACUCCGGACACGGCGCAGUUUUCUCGUUUUGAUUGAGAGACCGAUCCUUUAACUCAGCGCGCGCAGCGGCUCUUUAAUAAGUAGGCUUUUGAGGGAAGCACGCCCAUGUGCUCGGCUCUAUUAAUGCGUGUUUUUUUUAUUUGCUUUUCUCUUGUUUAAUGCGCAAAAGCAAUUAUGAGCAAGUGAAUUAGAGAAGUUGACGCACAACCAGCUAUGCAGCCCGGCCGCUUGGAGACGGUCCUUUGAAUCAGGCUUCGUGUAUUCGGAGCAUUUAGUCCGGGGACAGACAGAGACAGCCAGUUCGAAAUAGACCGCGACAGAAGACAUCUGGGUCCCUGUGAGGGGUGUUUGGGAACGCGUGCCUCUUCGCUGUCCCAGGUGUCCCGCCGAGCGGUGCGGAGUCUACAGCUCGGGCCGGCAGCGCUGACAUGCUGCCCAAAGCCGAGACUGAAUCCCUGGGACUCUCUCGAUCGUAUGGAGAACACGGGCACAUGCCAAGGAUUUUGCAAGCACCCCAUAUAAAAAUGAUGGACUACUCGUAUGACGAAGACUUGGACGAGAUGUGUCCCGUUUGCGGAGACAAAGUUUCUGGGUACCACUACGGACUCCUGACCUGCGAGAGUUGCAAGGGCUUCUUCAAGCGCACCGUCCAGAACAACAAGCGCUACACAUGUAUAGAGAACCAGAGCUGCCAGAUUGACAAGACCCAGAGGAAGCGCUGCCCGUACUGCCGCUUCCAGAAGUGCCUCACCGUUGGCAUGAAGCUCGAAG